Molecule: messenger RNA, 2620 nt
Organism: Mytilus californianus (California mussel)
Lineage: Eukaryota; Metazoa; Mollusca; Bivalvia; Mytilida; Mytilidae
Exons: 11
Coding region: 105-2534 (809 amino acids)
Source: RefSeq, a predicted model, not a curated record
AGGUAUUUAUAAGUCGCUGUUUGGUCUUUAAGACCAUGGUCUUACGUCAUCAACAUUCGGAAGCACUCGGAAUUCGAGAAUCCGAUGCACCCUGAAAGGACAAAAUGGCUGAAAAUGUUGAGGAAAUCUUGUCCAAAAGAAUAAAACCACCCAAGAAGCAAUCUUUAGCUCAUCUAAGAAAAAAAAUCAUCAGUCCAGGAGAGUUCCCUUACGACCUAAGUGAAAGAACCAGAUCUAAAUGUGCUUACUCUGUCAACAAGGCAACAGAGGAAACUGCAUCUCCACCUGGAACGACAGUAUUAUCAGAACCAUCAAUAUCACAGUCAAUCAUCAUGCCUCCACUGAUGCCUGAAAACUUGACAAACAAUACCAAUCCAGUCAAUUUACAUGUUCCUGAUGAAGAUUCCACCAGCACUUCCUGUCAACUUUCUGAAAGUAUACCUAAUGAAAUAGUUGCACCUGAAAGGGAUAUCCAGAGUGAAUUUUUUCUGAAUGAAGACCAACUUUAUCUAAAUAUGCUUUGCAAAGGAGGUACACAGACAGUGUCCAUUUCUGAUGGUUUAGGUUUGUUCAUGGUCCUACCUGAUUUGGAUUUUACUAAAGCACAGUUGAAGAGAGAUUGUUAUGUUUUAUUACAACGCAAGGCUGUGUAUUUUCAAGAGGCAGGUGCAAAGUGGCUGUGUACCUGCAGUUGUCAACCAAUUUGGUCAAAGGAAAUAAUGUCAUCAUCAAGCUGGAUGUGUUCCUCUUUUGAAGACUUUAUGACUCUGUACCCACCAUGCUUACACAGACGUGUUUGUUCAUUUAUCUAUGAACAGUAUGAUAAUUUGCACCAGUGCAGCCCUGCAGAUUACUUUGCUGACCAAUUUGAAGAAACAGAACAUGGUUACACAGCUAGCAGUGUAGAUGCAGAAGAGGCAACACGAAUUGAAUCUGUUCCAGUUGUAAGAAUUUGGAGUUCUUCUUCAAAAACACAUGGGCUAGUUACUGUGUUGAGGAGGAAAUAUUACUGCUUUUGCUGUAAAAAAAAUUACUGUGACCAUGUGAAAAAAUUUAAACAUUUAUCUUCUAACAAUAUUGAUGAUGAUAAUUAUCCACCAGUUCUACAAGAAUUAACAGAUAUUUAUAAUUCUGAAAACGAGACACUUCCAAAUUCUACCAGCACAAAGAUCAUUUGCCACUCUUACGAGAAAAUACCAUUUGGUCCCACUGAGGCACUUACCAGAGUAUUUUCUCCUCCACCUACAAGAGUAUUUUCCUCCGGAAUAAUGCAGAAUGUUCAGAGACAUGACGAUACCUUAGUCUUCAUUCCAAGCAAUACAAUAUGCAAACAUUGCUCUGGUAGAUUGGACUCUGAUGAUCCCAUUAAGAACAAAUGGAUAGCUGGUAGCAAUGUGACUGUUGUUACUAAAGCUUUUCUUGGAAAUGGAAUAGUUUAUUAUCGACCCUGUUUGGAUUGUGACUCUGUUACACUUUUUGAUGGUCAAGACCAUUGCUUUUUAAACAUGGGAACCUACCUAGUUGGAUAUGACAUCCUUCGUUCUUACAUGCACGGCUUUCUCCAUGGAAGACGCCCUCUGUAUACCUUCUACUCUGUAUUCGUGGAUGACCACUAUGACUAUGGGAAUGAAAAGAUUCUGGAAUUAUUUUCAUACCACAAACUUCGGAGUGCUUGGCUGUCUUUUUUGAAAUUACUCGACAUUGAUUUUGAGAAUGGUUUUUCAUGUCCAGAUUGCCCACAAGAUGGUCCUGACAUAAUCAUAUGUGAUGGAACAUCCUUGUCAUUCCAACGUCGCAUGUGGUCUUGGAAGAAUACAGAAGUGCCAAAAAAAACCUCAUCAAAAAAGAAGUCAGGUUUCAGAGAAAGAGUAUUCAUUCAGGAGGAAAAGACACGAAAACUGUUGCAUAGAUAUGUCACAGGAGGUGAUAUUCAUAGAGGAAAACAAACUUCUGUCUUGACCAUACAAGAAAAGAAUGAACUUAUGCGUUAUUUGCAGUCCUAUCCUGCAUUAUAUCUUUUUAUUAAGUCCAUUGACAAUGGAACAGUGAAGUUAUCUAGCAAGUUUUCCAAUUUCAUCACAUCACUCGCUUCUAAGUCUCCAGUAUGUGGAUAUAUUCAUCCCUCUGAGGAGGUUGGAAAAUUGAUCCAAAGCCUUGUUAAAGGUGUAGAUGUCAAAUGUGAUUAUGUCUUAUGGCAGAGUCUCCACAAUCACAUUCCUGUUCUUUUCAAAUUGCUUGACAAUUCAUCUGGAAAUUCAGCCCCAGCAGAUUUACGACCUUUGUUACACGAGUUGUGGGAUCUUUCUCUACAGCCAUUUGACAAUUGUGACAUAAUUGAUGACUCUUCAUAUCCUGUUGAGGCGGAAGAAAUGUCAUUCUUUCCGGCCCUAUCGACUUGUCGACCACGAGGUCAUUAUGGUAUGGACGAAAAAAAGAGUGACAAUUCUUGUCACAAGAAGUACAAAGGUCAUCCGUCUUUGCUUCCAGGAGUGUUUACAGUUUACUGUCCACAUGGAAAACUCCAUUUUCUAUGAAACAAAUCAUCCUUCUUGCAAUAAAACACAUAAAUAUAUUGUUGCAAAGAUGACUAUCAUCUUUUAAGCUAAAGUAAGUCAAAGUA